CAUUGCACUGUGACUCGCGUCUGAUCUGGUGGAUCUCGUCACUGAUCUUCUCAAGGUUUCCCAAGGCUCGGCGGACGGAAUGAGGAACAACGCGCUGCUCAAGUGGGCGCACGGCAACAACAAAAACAACGCGCAGGCCAAGAAUGGGGGCGGCACCAACAAAGCGUGGAUACACCCUCCCGACGCCCUCCAGCGCGGACACAUCGCCUAUCUAGUCAAGUUUUUGGGCAGCACUCGCGUUGACCAGCCGAAGGGCAUCGAGGUGGUCAAAGAGGGCAUCCGGAAGCUCAAGUUCUGCGAGCAGCUGCGCAAGUCGGAGGGCGGCGGACCCAAAGGAAAGGUUGAACUGACCAUCAGCGUGGACGGAGUGGCUGUGCAGGAGCCCAAAGGCGCCAAACGAAUUUUGCACCAGUACCCGCUGCAUCGAAUCUCGUAUUGCGCCGACGACAAGGGCGAGAAGCGCUUCUUCAGCUUCAUUGCCAAGGAGGCCGAUGCGGACGCCCACAUGUGCUACGUCUUUGUCUCUGACAAACUGGCCGAAGACAUUACCCUGACCAUUGGACAGGCCUUCGAACUGGCGUACAAGCGCUUUCUCGAGACGUCAGGCAAGGAGCUGGCCGUGCAGCAUAGAAUUCAGUCUCUGGAAGACCGAAACUCGCAGCUCGAAUCUGAGAACGGCGAGCUGAGACGUCGGCUGCAGGAUCUUGUGGCAAUAGCGCCUCAGGGAGACGUCCAGGAGUAUCUGCGAAGACAUCAGUUAGCGGAUAUCACUGAGACUUCGGCUUCGAGCGCCAGUUUGAGCGCCUCGGCUGGCGACGAGCCCAUGUAUGUGAGCAGCAGUGGUGGCAGCACCUCCAGCUCAGAGGGCCUCAAGUGUCCGCCGGUGCCUCCGCGGUCCUUUGAAAGGCCGUCGCUUAUAUCAGACCUCAUGGGUCAGGAGUCGCCACAGCCGCCAACCACCUCCCCAGCCGUCGGAACUCGGCUUCAGGGACUUUUGCUGGACGAGGACAUUGACGACUUCAAUCCGCGGGCCGAGGAAAACAACAACGGCAACUAUGGGUCAUCUGUGCCUCCACCAUUGGCUCCGCCACCAAAGCCUCCACGAGAGGCAACGCCCCGUCGCUCUCUAGGCUCAAAGGACCUCUUCAGUGAGGACGACUUCAACCCGCGAGCUGGUGAAGAAGAUCCUUUCGGAAUGGGAGAGUUCACUGGUGCCCACUUUGACCAACAGAUCAUGGAGAUGAAGGACGGAUUCAGUCGAGGCUUGUCCAUCGGCAAUGAUAGUUUCUCCCUUGAGAGCUUGGACCCGCUGAAGAAUUGAAACGGUGCUCAAAGAGUGCGCGCAACGAGAGAGUGAGAAAGAAACAAAUUACGGACUCCGUCAGUGACUGACAAAGUCCCGUUGUAAAUAGAAUUAAAAAAAAAAACGCACUGGCUUCUCUAUUGUACAUACAUACUGCUCCUCUGAGUAUAGGAAAACUAGCGUUAAUUAGGUGCAAUAAUUACGUAAGUGAGAUGAAUUUAUACAAAAAUCUAUUUUAUACAUAAUUAUUUUUAUUACUGAAGAUUAUUGUAUAGAAAAAAUAUGAUUUGGAGACUCUGCUGAGUUUAAAAGUCAAUUGUUAAUCCUGAUCUAAAUGUCUACACUCAAAAGAAACACUGCAAUAAAACAAAAAUUUGUAUUGUUGAUCAUCAUAAAAACUGUUUUCAAUUUU
Neocloeon triangulifer is the source of this 1715-nucleotide messenger RNA. It is a transcript of the gene ced-6, whose product is annotated as PTB domain-containing engulfment adapter protein 1. Bases 80 to 1321 code for a protein of 413 amino acids. Lineage: Eukaryota; Metazoa; Arthropoda; Insecta; Ephemeroptera; Baetidae. The record is from RefSeq and is a predicted model, not a curated record. The transcript is spliced from 8 exons.